AUGUCCAGCUUUGGACGGAAGUGCAUUUUCGAUCACCUAUUGGGCGCUGCCGAGGAGGGAGUCUGCCUGCGCAUUCACGGCAACUCAACUCGUAGAGUCCAUCCCAACUCACGCCUUGGUUUUUUCACAUUUAUCAGUUCUUUUAACCUGGCCCAUUUGCCAUCUGUCCCUCUUUCUAGUCUUUCUCCUUCUGGGGGAUCAGUGUCUAAAAUCACCGUUCUAAUUCAAGUUACCGUUCUAUUCUUCCUUGAUACCAUCAUAUGA
Molecule: messenger RNA, 264 nt
Organism: Protopolystoma xenopodis
Lineage: Eukaryota; Metazoa; Platyhelminthes; Monogenea; Polystomatidea; Polystomatidae
Source: the annotation of a GenBank genome assembly